Molecule: messenger RNA, 3024 nt
Organism: Cervus elaphus (red deer)
Lineage: Eukaryota; Metazoa; Chordata; Mammalia; Artiodactyla; Cervidae
Gene: CHCHD7
Product: coiled-coil-helix-coiled-coil-helix domain containing 7
Exons: 7
Coding region: 367-921 (184 amino acids)
Source: RefSeq, a predicted model, not a curated record
GGGGGCAGCACGUUGGGAUGCGCGCUACUUAAGGCCCAGCUGCGUGAGCCAUUGACGUGUUUGGAGCUGGAGACGGCCUGGGCGCUGGCGGAGCGGCCGCCCGAGGUGGUCCGACGAUGGUGAUAAAAAGUAGAACACUUUCACGGAAGGGGGGCAACCUGAGUUCAGUCUGCGUCCCAUCAUUGUUGAGAUUACAUCCAAGGAGUGUGAACAGCGGAGCAGAGCUCUGUGUUCAGAGCACGGGACACAUGUAGACAAGAAAGCCGUGAGUUCAUUUUGUGCCCUCACCUGUCUUAGGAAGAAGUCAAGCCCGCAAAGAAAUUGUGUUCGGGAGAGGAAGAAGCUUCUAGGGAGAAGACACUUAGGAUGCCCAUGGUGACGCGGAGGCUGAGGGAUCCUGACAUAAACCCUUGCUUGUCGGAAUCGGACGCGUCUACCAGAUGCAUGGCCGAAAAUAACUAUGACAAGGAGAGCUGUUCCUCUCACUUCUUGAAGUACAAGAACUGCCGGAAGUUCUGGAUUGUUGCUGUGAACCAGUUGGGGAAUGCUUGGCUUGGAAUCCUGGUCCACUUCAGGCCCUCCUCGGUACGGCAGCCCAGAGAACCCUCCCCAGAUGGAAACCCAGUGACCCCCUCCUUGAACUUCCCGAGCCCUGCCGUCACCUUAGGAAGAAGAAGUGUGAAAUGCUCUAUUCUGAAAAGGAAAUUGAAUGAGGUGGACUGGGUCUUGUCUGCAGUCACAACCCCAGAAACAGCUUUCAUGGAUGGGCGCCUGCAUCAGGACCAAGUGUGCUUGACGCCUGAAACGGCAGGGUGGCCGCUGUGGCCCCCCGGCCCCAGGCAGGUGACUCUCAGGGCCACCAGGCUCUGCCUCUGCCCUGGAUGGAGCUGUUGCACAGCCAAAUGUCAAGUCCACGUCUGAACACCUGCUCGCUUCUAGGAGACCUCCUGGCUUACAUUCUGCAAACCUGCUGGCUUAUAGGACCAGCCCCAUUCACAAACAUUCCCUUGGGCUGUGCGCUCAGAUUCACUGUGUUUCAUCACUGUUUUUCUCUUCUCAAAAUUUUAUUUAUUUUGGCCACACCAUGCGGCAUGUGGGAUCUUAAGUUGUGGCAUGUGAGAUCUAGUUCCCCAACCAGGGAUCGAACCUGGGGCCCCUACAGGAGGCAGAUUCUUAACCACUGGACUACCAGGGAAGUCCCUUCAUUACUGUGUUUAGAGACCACAGAUUAGCUUGAUACCAACUCGGACUCCUCCACCAGUCCUGAUGGUCGUCCUGGAGAAAGAAGAAUCAGGGUGGGCUCUACCUGUCUUCAGGGUGGGUGGGGUGAAGGAGGGGCAAGUAUAGGGUGUUGAGAUGGGAGGGGGGGAGUGGGGUUGUCGGGGAGGAGAGAAUGACCUGCCCAGCGUGGUGAACACUGAGGAGAAAGGUUGUUCACAGUGAAAAUAAAGCUUCCAGCAGCAGAAAUCCAUGUAAUACCCGGAAGCCAGACCCAAACUUGGUGUGAAAAUGGCACUGCAUUUGGAGUCAGUUCUAGGACUGAGUUCAGGCUCUGCCACUUGGUGCCAUUACAACCUGAGCAAACCACUGACUCUUUCAAAGCCUUUUGUCCUGGGAAUAUGUCUUGAAGAAAUGCCAUAACUUCCUGUAGGUUGUCCCACAGCAGGUUUCAUGUGUGGCAUGCAAGUAGGUAUGAUUAAUAUUUCAAAUGCAUUGAUAAAAAGAUAGUGGAUUUAUAGGUAAUCAGUGAAAGCCUGGCUAAUUCUUGGUCUACUCUGAAAACUGAUACCAACUACAACAAUCUUCUUACUUGACCCCCUAAACCCAUCUCUGCUGGAGAAGAUUGCAAGAAGUCAAACUGUUUCAUUUACUGCUUUACUUUUAUAGUUUUAUUACAUAAUUUGGCCCAGAAUGUUGUCCUUAUAGAUUUCUUCUCACACUGUUGUUCAGUCGCUCAAUCGUGUCCAACUCUGUGACACCAUGGACUGCAGCACGCCAGGCUUCCCUGUCCUUCAGCAUUUCCUGGCAUUUGCUCAGAUUCAUGUCCUUUGAGUUGGUGAUGCCAUCCAACCAUCUCAUCCUCUGUUGUCCCCUUCUCCUGCCCUCCAUCUUUCCCAGCAUCAGGGUCUUCUCCAGUGAGUCGAUUCUUCAGAUCACGUCAAGAGUACUAGAGCUUCAACUUCACACUCUACACCCCCAUCCUAGUUGCUUCAUGUAUACCCGAAACCUCUGAUAAGCAAGGACAAGUAAAAAACUUCAUUUUGGGGUGGGGGUUGGGGGCAGAUGAUAAGAACAAGCCAUUUACCACAUCAGUCAGAAGUUUACUGUGCCUUGGUGCUUAGGGCCUGAGCUGCAUAAACAGAGCUGAUUGUUCCUGCCCACGGUUGGGAGCAUUUUGCUGCUGCUUUUGCAAAGCCAUCCUCUGCUCCGUUUAGGAGCAGACUUGUGGUGGGUCAGCUCUACUUCACACCAGUCCUUACCCUAUUUCAGAAGUAACUCUGCCAUCUGUACCCUCCCAGUGCCCGAGCACCCCAUGCAGCACUAGUCCACUCUGUAACUAGAUGCAUGUUCUGUCACGUGCCCAGGUGUAGACCUAGGUUGUCCCCAUUACAUCUUGUGCUAAACUGCAGAAGCAGUCUGUCCUGACACUUCUGUUUGUGUGGCACCUUGCAGUUUUUAAGGCAGUGUCAGAAAUGUCCUGUUAAUUGCACAGCCCACCCCAUGGGAAGCCAGGCAUCUUCCUGGGUCGCAGAUACAGGAGCAAAACUUCUACCCUAUAAGCUGUGAUCCAUGCAAAUGCCAUGCAUCUCUGACCUUCACAUUCCUCAUCCCACAUAGACAUGGCCUCACAGCAUUUUACAUUUUCUUUGCAGCUCCUGACUUUGCCUAGUGUUCCAGUUACUAUUCAUUUCAUCAUUUAAUACUGAGUCUACACAAAUAAAAGGCUUCCACGUGUGAUGUAAAAAUAAGGAUUCAUACAAAUAAAUUUACAAGUUAGUUUGUGUGACCAUGUGACUGACUUCA